GAAGAAAGAGCUGGCCACCACCAAAAAGGACAGAGUGGCCCACUGCCUGACCAUAUGUGAGAACAUCAUAGCCCAGUCUCUGAGAACGUCUCCGGAGUUCCAGAAGCUUCUGGGCAUCGCCAUGGAGAUGUUCUUGCUGUGCAGCGACGACAGAGAGUCGGACGUCAGGAUGGUGGCAGACGAGUGCCUGAACAAAAUCAUCAAAGCGCUGAUGGACUCCAACCUGCCCAGACUGCAGCUGGAGCUCUACAAAGAAAUUAAAAAGAACGGUGCCUCUCGGAGCCUGAGGGCUGCUCUCUGGAGGUUCGCUGAGCUAGCACACCUCGUCAGACCACAGAAAUGCAGACCGUACCUGGUGAACCUCCUCCCCUGUCUGACCAGGAUCACGAAGAGACAGGAGGAGACGGUCCAGGAGACCCUGUCUGCUGCCGUGCCUAAGAUCAUGACUGCUCUGGGACACUUUGCUAACGACGGAGAGGUCAAGGUGUUGUUGAAGUCGUUUGUGGCCAACCUGAAGUCCACUUCUCCUACGAUCCGCCGGACGGCCGCCAGCUCAGCGGCUAGUGUUUGUCAACACUCGAGACGGGCCUCCUACUUCUACACCUGGCUGCUCAACGUCCUGCUGGGUCUGUUGGUCCCUGUCGAUGAGGAACAUCCUAACCACCUGGUCCUGGGGGUGUUGUUAACCCUUCGUUACCUGAUGCCUCAACUACAGCAACAGGACAGGACCACCAGCCUGAAAGGAAGCUUCGGAGUCAUGAGGAAGGAGGCAGACUUACAGCCCACGCCUGAACAGCUGCUGCAAGUCUAUGAGUUGACUCUCCACUACAGCCAGCACGGCGACCACAACGUGGUGACUGUGUCUAUGAGUUGA
Molecule: messenger RNA, 874 nt
Organism: Oncorhynchus nerka (sockeye salmon)
Lineage: Eukaryota; Metazoa; Chordata; Actinopteri; Salmoniformes; Salmonidae
Product: huntingtin-like
Exons: 9
Cellular component (GO): nucleus; cytoplasm
Source: RefSeq, a predicted model, not a curated record